Molecule: messenger RNA, 2387 nt
Organism: Syzygium oleosum
Lineage: Eukaryota; Viridiplantae; Streptophyta; Magnoliopsida; Myrtales; Myrtaceae
Product: DEAD-box ATP-dependent RNA helicase 17
Exons: 10
Coding region: 91-1872 (593 amino acids)
Biological process (GO): ribosome biogenesis
Cellular component (GO): nucleus
Molecular function (GO): nucleic acid binding; ATP binding; RNA helicase activity
Source: RefSeq, a predicted model, not a curated record
UCGUCUCGGCGGCGUUGGCGGCCAAAGCCUCGGCAAGAAAAACCCUAGGAAGCAGCAGCAGCAGCAGCAGCAGCAGCGAAGAAGCUGGCGAUGGAGCCGCGGAAGUCGAGCUCCAGCUCCAGGAAGGGGGACAGGGACGAGAUCUUCGCGGACUGCUCCUUCGCCAGCCUCGGCCUCCACUCCGCGCUGUGCGACCAGCUCAAAGAGCGGCUGGGAUUCGAGGUGCCGACUCGCGUGCAGGCCCGGACGAUUCCCGUUGUCCUCUCCGGGCGACAUGUGCUGGUCAGCGCGGCCACGGGGACCGGGAAGACGAUCGUGUACUUGGCGCCGAUCGUUCAUCACUUGCAGAAACGUGAUCCUCGGAUCGAACGGUCCGAUGGGACUUUCGCGUUGGUACUUGUACCGACGCGCGAGUUAUGUUUGCAGGUGUAUGAAAUCCUGCAGAAGCUGUUGCACCGGUUCCAUUGGAUUGUCCCUGGUUAUAUUAUGGGCGGUGAAAACAGGUCGAAGGAGAAAGCGAGGUUGCGGAAAGGGAUAUCCAUUCUUGUGGCGACGCCUGGACGCCUUCUCGAUCACUUGAAGAACACAUCAUCAUUUGUUCGCAUGAAUUUGCAAUGGAUAGUUUUUGAUGAAGCAGAUAGCAUUUUGGAGCUGGGAUUUGGGAAAGAAAUAGAGGAUAUAUUAAACAUACUGGGGUCAAGGCAAAAUGGUUCUAUUGGCGAGAAACCUGGAGCUUCGAGGGAUGCUGGAUUUCAGAGGCAGAACUUAUUACUGUCUGCCACCUUAAAUGAGAAAGUAAAUCAUCUUGCUAAUAUUAGCUUACAAGAUCCUGUUCUAAUUGGUCUCGAUGACAAGAAGCUGCAACUAGAACCAUCACCUCAAAAAGUAAAAUCUUCAGGAUCUGACAUCAAUGAGGAAUUGGAAUUUCCUGGUAAAAGAGAAACGUCACUGGCAAGCAACUAUAAUCUUCCGUCGCAAUUAGUUCAGAGAUAUGUGAAAGUACCUUGUGGUUCCCGGCUUGCAGUACUUCUGUCCAUUUUGAAGCACCUUUUUGAGAGAGAAGCCUCACAUAAGAUUGUGGUAUUCUUUUCAACAUGUGAUGCGGUAGACUUCCAUUACACAUUGAUCAGUGAAUUUCUGUGGUCUCCGCGUUCACAAGAAACCGAAGUCAAGAGCAAGUUCUUGAGGUGCAAAGCAUUUCGUUUACAUGGCAAUAUGAAACAGGAGGAUAGAAGAAUGACAUUUCAGUCCUUUAAGACAGAGAAAUCGGCUCUCCUUCUGUCUACAGAUGUAGCUGCUAGAGGCUUAGAUAUCCCAAAAGUCAAAUGUAUAAUACAGUACGAUUCUCCUGGAGAGGCUACUGAAUAUGUGCAUAGGGUUGGCAGAACUGCCCGUUUAGAUGAAAGAGGCGAAGCUCUCUUGUUCUUGCAACCGGCCGAAAUGGAUUAUCUACAGGACUUGGAGAAGCACGGUGUAGGUUUGGCAGAAUAUCCCAUCUUGAAGGUGUUGGAUAGUUUCCCACUGUACGGCCAGAAGCUCCAUGCCAAGAAUUUUGUUUCCUUGGAUUUACAUCCUUGGGUGCUAGCUCUGCAAAAGGGACUCGAGCUCUUUAUUUCGGCCGAGGCAAGAAUACAUUCGCUUGCCAAGAGUGCGUAUUGCUCUUGGGUCCGUGCAUUUGCAGCCCAUCGUGGGGAGCUCAAGAGAAUUUUUAUGGUGAAGAAACUUCACCUGGGCCAUGUUGCAAAGAGCUUUGCUCUGAAAGAACAGCCAUCUUUAGUGGGGCAAUCAUUCCAGAAGCAAGCAAAGAAGAGAAAACGAGAUCAAAGGCUGAAGGGCUUGUCAAAAAAGAGGAGGGUUAGCAGGAAAACAUGAGUAUUGAUCGGAAGCUAUACUUGUGGACAUUUAGCCUGACCGCCCCUGAUCUUGGAAAGUUUUGGGCAUGCUGGUGAUGAAUUGACCGUCUCACCGUUCUUCUGUUGUUCAUCACAGCUUUCUUGAAGGCCAACCCCAGUGACCAUUCAAUGAAUCAAGCUGCAUGAUUGAACUCAUUUUUGGCUUCAGGGUUUCAUGCUCAUUCUGAAAGAAGAAAGGAUGGAUAUAGGUUUAUGGUUGGUUAACUGAAGGUGAAAUUUUGAUACGAAGUUAUGGAAAGUACAUCUGCUUAGUCGAAUACUUUUUCUUUUCUGUAUAAGCUAAUUCAUGUUUAGCUGGGAAAAUUAUUUUUAGGUUGCGCUUCCUAGCCCUGGAGUUUAAGAUUAAGCGUAAGUAGAGUGAUAUCCAUUUUGUGUGCGACCGGCUCCGAGAGGAAUUUCUAAGAACUGAAAUACGAUGGCGGAGCACAUAUACUGUUGUGAGCUGAUCUCGCAUCUUCGCUCUUGUUACCUUAA